AAUAAUUACAUUAGUAUUUACUUUAUUGCGGAUAAGGAAACAGUCCAUCUUCACUCUCUUCUCCAUUGCAUAAAUAUGGCAGCUGCAACCUGCUGCUUCUCUGCCGGCACCGGCACCGGAAAUUCACUCUCCUUUCUAACAUCUCACCGCCCCUCAACCUCCCUAAGACCACCUUCUUCAUUAUUUAUUCCGAAAGCUGUACAUCAAAAGUCAUCAUCUCCUCCUCCUCAUCCCCCUUCACAGAAAGCAGGUGGUAAACAGAACUUCAUAUGGAGAUCAAAAGACGAAAGACAUUUAGCAAAUAAUGAUGGAAGAAGCAGUAAAAAUGAAACGGGACGAUCUAAAUCAACUGCAUUUAAAUUUUCUGGUCUGCAGAGGAAAGGAUCAGGAAAGGGCGCUCCAUUUGAGUCAAAGGAGCCGCAGGUAGAAACUGGUUUCAUUGAAGAUGCACCUUUUCUCAAUGCAGUUGUGAAGGUUUUCUGUACACACACUGCUCCAGAUUAUUCCCUCCCGUGGCAGAAACAAAGGCAAUUUGCAAGUACUGGAAGUGCUUUCAUGAUUGGUGACGGGAAACUCCUGACGAAUGCUCAUUGUGUUGAACAUGGUACCCAGGUUAAAGUGAAGAGAAGGGGAGAUGACACUAAAUAUGUUGCCAAGGUUCUAGCUAGAGGAGUGGAGUGUGACAUAGCCUUGCUAUCUGUGGAAAGCAAGGACUUCUGGAAAGGAGCUGAACCCCUCUGCUUUGGACACUUGCCUCAUCUGCAGGAUGCUGUAACUGUUGUAGGUUAUCCACUUGGAGGAGAUACCAUUUCUGUGACAAAAGGGGUGGUAUCAAGAGUAGAGGUCACAUCAUAUGCUCAUGGAUCAUCUGAGCUUCUGGGCAUUCAAAUAGAUGCAGCAAUAAAUCCUGGUAAUAGUGGGGGCCCUGCAUUCAAUGAUGAUGGAGAGUGCAUAGGAGUGGCAUUUCAGGUUUACAGGUCAGAUGACGUUGAGAAUAUUGGUUAUGUUAUCCCAGCCAUGGUAGUGUCUCAUUUUCUGGAAGACUACGAAAGGAACGGGAAGUACAGUGGUUUUCCUUGCCUUGGGGUAUUGUUGCAAAAAUUGGAGAAUCCAGCACUACGUGCCUGCUUGAGAGUUCCUUCGAAUGAGGGCGUACUCGUACGGAAAAUCGAGCCUACUUCUGAUGUUAGCAAUGUCGUGAAAGAGGGCGACGUGAUUGUUAGCUUUGAUGGUGUUCGUGUCGGGUGUGAAGGGACAGUGCCAUUUCGAUCAAGUGAACGCAUUGCGUUUCGCUAUCUCAUCAGUCAAAAGUUCACUGGUGAUGUAGCUGAACUUGGUAUUAUUAGAGCUGGGGAAUUCCUGAAAGUUCAAGCAGUUUUGAAGCCACGUGUGCAUUUGGUUCCUUAUCACAUAGAAGGCGGUCAACCUUCAUACCUAAUAGUUGCUGGCUUGGUGUUUACACCUCUAUCCGAACCCUUAAUAGAGGAAGAAUGUGAAGAUACCAUAGGGCUAAAACUAUUGAUAAAGGCUCGAUACUCUUUUGCAAAGUUUGAAGGGGAACAGAUUGUCAUACUAUCACAGGUCUUGGCAAAUGAAGUGAAUAUUGGGUAUGAGGAUUUAAGCAAUGAGCAGGUCUUAAAGUUGAAUGGGACUCGAAUUAAGAACAUUCACCAUUUGGCUCAUCUAGUGGAUUCUUGCAAGGAUAAAUAUCUAGUGUUUGAAUUUGAAGACAACUUUCUGGUUGCUCUAGAAAGGGAGGCAGCCUCGUCUGCGUCAUCUAGUAUUCUUAUAGACUAUGGUAUUCCGGCUGAAAGAUCAUCGGAUCUCUUGGAGCCAUAUGUUGAUUCUAUUGGACCAUAUGAAGCAACUGAUCAACAUGAGUUUGGUGAUAGUCCAGUUUCUAAUUCAGAAUUUGGAUAUGAUGGGCUUCUUUGGGCUUGAUCAUGACAUGUGAAGUUCAAUUCAAGGUUCUCAUUUGGACUAUUGUUCCUUCAUACUAAAGAACACGGAUGAUCAGGCAACAUUGACCAUGCGGAAUCUGUAUGGCAGGUGUUCUAGUUUGCUGUCUCCUUUGUCAAAGCUGUUGCAAGAUUGUCCCUGAGCGUGGAUAAUGUUCUAUACAAAUGAAGUGAACAACAAAAAUGUCCCCAGGUACACGCAUUUUUUUUCACGUGUAAGAAGGAUGUUAGAGAAAUUGACUUGAUGUAAUCCAUAGGAUGUGUAACCCUUAAGCAUGAUACAUUUUAUGUAAAACAUCAUUCCAAGGAGGAAAAAAAAACUUUUAGAAACAUUAGUUUCACAUUUUAAGGUUGGUAGAAUUAGGGUCUUUUCACGUUCUUAUCUUAAAAAGUAAGGGACUACUCUUUUAA
Molecule: messenger RNA, 2369 nt
Organism: Solanum lycopersicum (tomato)
Lineage: Eukaryota; Viridiplantae; Streptophyta; Magnoliopsida; Solanales; Solanaceae
Source: RefSeq, a predicted model, not a curated record